This is a messenger RNA of Scedosporium apiospermum, 16632 nucleotides long. RefSeq lists its product as uncharacterized. The coding region runs from base 1 to 16632 and encodes 5543 amino acids. The transcript is spliced from 2 exons. Gene Ontology annotation, biological process: secondary metabolite biosynthetic process; amino acid activation for nonribosomal peptide biosynthetic process. NCBI's taxonomy places the organism in Eukaryota, Fungi, Ascomycota, Sordariomycetes, Microascales, Microascaceae. Gene Ontology annotation, molecular function: catalytic activity; phosphopantetheine binding. The record is from RefSeq and is a predicted model, not a curated record. Gene Ontology annotation, cellular component: cytoplasm.
AUGGACGAACCUACCAAUAUGCUAUUGCAUGAGAUUUUCCAAAAUCAAGCUCGUAAGAGCCCAGAGAGCUGUGCUUUAGAACACCCCCAUGGUCGUCUCACUUAUCGCGAGCUCAACGAGCAGUCCAACUCACUGUCAUGGUACUUGCGCGAGACUUUAUCUCCUGGGCGGGGUGUUGUGGCACUCUCCCUGGAGAAAUCUCCCUUACUCGUCAUAGCCGUACUGGCUGUUUUGAAAGCGGGCAUGAUAUGGAUCCCGCUGCCGGAUGAUGCGUCUGCAGAUCGGAUCCAAUACAUCCUGCAGUCAUCCAAUGCCGGUCUCCUCCUAGGCUCCGCCUCCUCAAGCGCCCUACAUGCGGGGGCCGACAUUCCAUUCACGUCACUGGAUAAGCUGCUACAACACGGACAGCUCCGUGCUUAUUCCACCGAAGACCCCGACCAUGCUACUAUUGAUGCCGGUCGGUCGGAACACGAUCUCUGCCAUAUUCUCUUCACCUCUGGCUCGACUGGUACGCCAAAGGGCGUCAUGAUUGAGCACCGUGCUGUGAGGCACAACGCCCUGGAGCUCACAAAAAUGUUUGGCCUUGAUUCACAAACGCGCACGCUGCAGUUCGCAGCGCCAACCUUCGAUAUUUUUGGUCUGGAUCUAUUCAUGACUUUUGCGUGCGGCGGUUGUCUCAUCAUGGCGCCGCGAGAGGCCAUGAUGGAGGAUAUGACGGCCUUCCUGAAAAGGAAACGCGUGACUUACGCGCAGCUGACGCCGACGGUCAUUCAAACAAUCGAUCCAAGCGGAGUGCCAGAUCUCCGUGUACUGGCGAGCUCCGGUGAGAUUUUGCCCCAGCAACUUGCCGACAAAUGGAGACAUGCCGUCCACCUGUUCAAUGCUUAUGGCCCUACUGAGACCAUUGUUUGUACCGUCGAAGACCUGAGUACGAAUACAGACAUCGAUGCUGGGUGUGUAGGUCGUGCCGUUCCGGGAUUGGACGUACGGAUUUUGGCUGAUGGUGAGACCCGUUCCGUCUCAGCCGGCGAAGUCGGAGAAAUCUGUGUGGCUGGUCCCCAGAUCCUCCGCGGCUACUUAUCCAAAAGCGCAGCCACCGAAGAGCGGACGCUCUCCAUCGAUGGUGUCAGGUUCUAUCGAACGGGAGACUUGGGCUUCUCUCAUGUCUCCCCGACAGGCGUCUCCACCAUCAAACUCAUUGGUCGAAAGGAUACAGAGGUCAAGAUUCGUGGUAUACGGCUGGACCUUGCCGAUGUAGAAGCCUCUAUUAUAUCUUGCUCGGACGCAAGGAAAUGCGUGGUUCUCAUGCCACGACAGGGGUUGUCGUCUGGUCGCCUCUGCGCCUUUCUCGUUCUAGACGCCGACUCCAACAACACUCUCUUACCUCCCAACAAGCCACGGUUUCGGCUUCUUGAGCCGUCGAGGGAGAUUUCGUCUGUCCUCCAUCGAGUCCAGAGUACGACGUCAGCUCAACUCCCGCCUAUGGCUAUACCCAAGACUUGGUGGCCUAUCGAUGAAAUACCUCUGACGUCCAGUGGAAAAAUUGAUCGAUUGCAUUUGCAAUCCUGGCUGGAAGAGCUGGGCGAAGACAUGUUCCGUACUCUCAUAGACCAAUAUAGAGCCGUUUCGCAAGACGACCGUCGUGGCGCUGGUAGCGCGGAAGAACGGUGUCUGCAGUCAGUAUGGGCCGAGGUUCUUCUGCGCUCCGUUGCUACCAUUGAGGUCACUGAUUCCUUGGCGGACCUCGGAGCCGACUCUCUAGACGUCAUUCGAAUGGCCAACGGCGCGCGAAAAGCCAAUAUCCCUGUCAACGCGGCUGAUAUCUUUGCCGCCAAAACCAUUCAGGAAGUUGUCCGUCGCCACGUAGCCAGCGGAUUGACGGUGUCCGAAGCUCAGUCGCUGUCGCCUGCCCCCUAUCGUCCUUUCGAACUGACGCCUCCCGGCAGACCUCUGGCCCCUCUGAUAGAGGAAGCGGCCUCCAGUUGUGGGGUAGCUCUUGCAUCGGUUGAAGACAUUUACCCCUGUACCCCGUAUCAAUCAGCACUCAUGGCCUUGGACAUCAAAUGCCCGGGAUCUUAUCUCUGUAUUUUCAGCUGGACGUUGCUCAGGGAUAUCGAAAUCAGCCGUUUGCAGCGGGCUUGGAAUGAUAUGCUAGACUUCAAUCCCGCGCUUCGGAAUCGCCUCAUCUGGGACGCUAGUGCACAGCAGCUUCUGCAAGUCCAAGUUCGACGCGAUCAUCGCGACUGGAGCGAAUCGCUUUACGAGGCGCCGAUGACACUGGGCUCUGAUUUGUGCCGAGGUCUGGCUCGCUGGGAUGAGAAGAGAGGGCGGUGGACGUUCCACCUCAAGAUUCACCAUAGCAUCAUCGAUGGAUGGUCGCUUUCGUUGAUGCUCAACCAGCUUAAGAAGCUCUACUUUGACGAACCCGUCAACGCAGCAGACUCUCCUCCCUAUGCACACUACGUGCGCCAUUACCUCACAGAACAGCAACGCCUAGAGAAAUCGUCGCAUGAAUUCUGGACUGACUACCUCCAAGGCUUCGGCGAGAGCGGUUCCGACUCAUUCUUGUCCAAGCCGCAGGAUUCGCAUCGCCAAGUCCACGCUACGGAUCACCAGACAUACAUGGUGACCCUAGACCUGAAGGAACUUGCGACCCGAUUCGGAGUCACCCCAGCGGUCAUCCUAUAUGGUAUCACGGCGUUGAUUUUCGCCACCCAUAGCGACGUCGAUGACGUUUCUCUGGGUUUGAUCCGGGCUGGACGUGAGGCGCCGGUCGAUGGAGUGUACCAAAUGAUCGGGCCUGUAUUUGCGUGCGUGCCUUUCAGGACUGAAGUGGAUCGCCAAAGAAGCCUUGCAGACUUCUUCCAGCAAAUUCACGCCCAAAUUCUCGCCAUCGGCCCCCAUCAGCAGUUUGGCCUUGAGCGCAUCAAGAAUUGUGGCCCGGGAGCUAAGGCCGCCUGCAAUCUAGAGACACUCGUGGUUGUACAGCCCGAGGACGAACGUCUGGCCGGUACUGGUCUUUGGGAAGAAGUCCACGGGCAAACGUCCGGGUUAGCAGACAGCAUUCCAUUUUCUCUUGAGCUGAUUCCCGGAGACAAGGGGGUCUUGAUUAACUGCAAUUCCGAUCCUGCCUGCAUCGUCCGCCAGCAUGCGCAGAUCAUCAUGGAGCACUUGAACCAGGCGCUCCUGAGCCUAACGAACCUAUCCGCUAAGGCAACAGUCCAGGAAAUCCAAAUGACACCCGAAAAUCAUUCUUCCCGCUUGCGGCAGUGGGCGGAUGCUUACGGACCUCCAGUCGAUGUCUGUCUACACAAUUUGCUGGAGAUGAGUGCAAACAAGUUUGCUGACAGCAAUGCUGUGUAUCAAAGUUCCACGGGAAAGACUUUGUCCUUCAAAGAACUAAACGACGCUUCCACGAGACUGGCGGCUUUUCUCCUUCAGUCUUGCCAUGUUCCUGAAGGCGCAGUGGUUCCGAUUGCUAUGGAGAAGAGUGCUCUGGCCGUCGUAGCCAUCUUUGCUAUCCUCAAAACUGGAUCAGCUUACCUGCCGAUAGACCCGAGUUGGCCACUUGAGCGUGUCCGGCGAAUUGUCGACGAUGCUGGAGCCUCUGCCCUGAUUUGCUCGACCAGCUUGAAGAGUCAGUACGAAAGCCUUGGGAAGCAGCUCAUUGCGCUUGAUGAAACCCACCUAAAUCCCAGGGAUUCGGGUACUCGCACGUCGAGUGUGAAAAUUACAAGGAAAGGUCGCCCAUCGGACCUGGCAGUUUUAAUGUACACAUCCGGCAGCACAGGAACACCCAAAGGCGUCAUGUUAGAACACCGAGCCAUGAGCACCAGUCUUACCCAUCUCGCGCGAGUCUUUGGCCUCCAGCCUGGCUAUCGCCACCUGCAGUUUUCAGCUUUUGUCUAUGACGUUAGCAUCUCAGACAUCUUUAUUCCCCUAAUAUCGGGGGCUUGCAUUUGCAUCCCAACCGAGGAUGAGCGUCUCAACGGGCUAUCCGAAGCCGUCCGGAAAAUGAAAAUUAACUCAGCCAUCCUGACGCCGUCAAUGGCGGGACUGAUCCGAUUAGAAGAUGGCGAGAGCUUGAAGACGAUCAUGACGGGAGGGGAGAUGACGAACCGGGGACUUAUUCGGACUUGGGCGCCCAGGAUCCGCCUUCUCAACGCAUAUGGGCCGACAGAGGCAGCUAUCACAACAACGGUUACGGAACCUCAAGACAUCGAUUCUGAUCCCGGCGUCAUUGGCCGCAAUGUCACGGGGUGGCACCUGAUUCUCCGACGCGACGACUCGGGCCGCCUGUACGAGGCACCGUUUGGCUGUGCCGGCGAGAUCGCUAUUGCCGGGCACAGUCUCGCCAGAGGCUAUCUCAACAAUCCCUCCCUCACAGCCCAGCAAUUCGUUGAUCUGCCUCUCCUGGAAGGAUCGCCUCUGCCAUCUCGCGUAUAUCUCACGGGAGACAUCGGACGGUACGAACUAGAUGGGUCCGUCCGUAUUCUAGGUCGUCGAGAUCGCAUGAUCAAGAUUAACGGCAUUCGCGUCGACCCAGGAGAGGCAGAACAUCGCUUGCGGAAACUGGGUGAUAGUUUUGCCUCGGCUGUGGUCCAGUGCAUUGUCGACCAAAAUGGCAUCUCUAAACUCGCAGCCUUUGUCCCGGCUAGCGCCGUUCCCGAGUCCAAAGAGCGCUUAAUUCUCGUCGAUUCCUGGACCUCGGAAUUCCGCAAGAUGUGUGGCGAUGGCCGACGACAGUUGCUGGAGCUGCUGCCUAGGGCGUACGUUCCAAGCCUUUUCAUCCCCGUCAGUUACAUCCCCUCGACGAUGUCGGAUAAGGUUGACUACAAGCGACUCAGGGAUGAGUUGCGGAAAGUCCCCCUGGAGAAUCUCGCCAUGUCUGACGACGAAGAGGCGGAGGUUGAGGAUGAUACGGAAGCCAUCGAACCGAGCACGCCAAUGGAGAGAAUCAUGAGUGCCGUCUUCAAGAAGGUUUUCCCUACCGGUGGAGAGUUUGGAGUGACGGCGGACUUCUUCCGGCUCGGUGGCGACUCGUUUUCUGCGAUGAAGCUUGUGAGCGCGGCGAAGGAGCACAACUUGGAAAUAACCGUCCAGCAGAUCUACCGUCAUCCGCGACUAAAGGACCUGGCUGCCGUUGCUCGGUAUAAGCUAGGAAAAAAUGGCAAUGGAGACAAACGCAGCAGUGUCGAUGGGCAAACUCAACCGGCAAAUAUGACUCGUGUUCUAGUGUCUGAGGAUGUGUGGAAUGAAGUCGCAGAGCAAUUUGGUUUGGGUUUGGACGAGAUUGAGGACGUCUAUCCCGCAACUCCGUUCCAACAAGGCCUCAUGGCAGUGUCAAUGCAGGGCAAAGGCACUUACAGCGCUAAGAUGGCCUUUGAAUUGGGAGAGAGUGUCGAUGUCUCUCGACUUACUCGGGCCGUUGAAGGCGUCGUAUUAGACACCCCAAUUCUACGAACCAGCCUCGUCUCUUCCACCCAGGGCCUGAUGCAGGUCGUACGCAAGGGAUCCUUUUCGACCAGCGACGCGAAAACAACGGGUCCCUUCCAAUAUCAAAUCGACACGACAUCGGCACCUGGCCGGCCACGGUUGCGGAUUGAGAUGCAUCACUCGUUAUAUGAUGGCCCCACAAUAGAGAUCCUGCUCCGAGAUGUGAAUUCUCGCUAUGCCCAUCCCGGUUAUGCAGCGAAUUCAGCUGUGCCUUACCGAAAGUUUGUGGAUUAUCUUGAAUCUACAGACUCGGAGGCGGCUCGCGAAUUUUGGGAAAAGACUCUCCAUGACGCUCCUCUGGCUACUUUCCCACCCUGCGAAGACGAAGCUCGGGUCGGGGCAACUCAACAUGUCCGCCUGACUACAACUAUUACUCUCGAAGCCACGAAAAAGUGCGGUAUUUCCGCCGGCACCCUGGUCGCUGGUGCCACAGCCCUUCUCCUCGGGGCCUACAGCUUCGCGGAUCAGGUCUGCUUCGGAAUGACCUUUUCUGGCCGUGAUAUACCCGAGCUGGAGAAUAUUGCCGGACCUACGCUGUCGACCGUGCCCAUCUGCGUUGCCAUACUUCGGGAGCAAGAGGCAUCGGGUUUCCUGGAACAAGUCCAAAAUCUGGUAGUCGAUAUGCGCCAACAUCAGCACUACGGUCUACAGAAUAUUGCCCAAUUGCCAGCGCAAGGCCCUCGCAAUGCCGCCCGAUUCCGGACUCUACUUGUGCUCCAACAGGGAUCUGAUGAGCUCGCCAGUACUGAGCAGGGAAGCGAUAUCAUCGGAAACCUCAUAGACGACGAGUCUUCCAUGCACGUUGAGUAUCCGCUUGUGAUUAUCGCACACGCCAACCCCGCAACAGGAAGCGUGGACCUAAAAGUAGAAUUCGACCCGGCCUGCCUCUCCUCAGUUGAGGCGACACGGUUCAUUCAGCAGUUGAGCCAGGCUAUUGCGGAGCUUUCACAGCCGCAUAGGGCAGUGUCCAAACUAAAUCUGAUUACCGCUUUCGACAAGGAGCAGAUUUCGAUGUGGAAUCCUAAACCGCCCAAAGCCCCGGGUCGGAACAUCUGUCAGAUGUUCCAGGAAAAGGCGCUCCGACAACCAGAUUCUCCCGCCGUGGAAUCGCUGAUGGGACGAGAUGGUGAUGCUCCUCGCCGACAACUAACGUAUAGGCAGCUAGAUACCGAGUCUACGAUGUUAUCCGGUGCUAUCCAAAGACAUGCGUGGGACAAGCGAUGGGUCGUUCUCUGUCACCGAGAUCCUGCGUCUGUGGUCAUGGCUACGCUAGCAACGUGGAAGGCCGGCAAAGCCGUUGUGACAAUCGACCCAACGGUGCCAGCUGAUAGGCGGCACACUCUCCUCGCAGAACUUGGGGAUGCGCUCAUUUUGACAGAGGCUUCUGAAGUCCAAACCUUUGUUAAUUUUCAAGUCCAUGUGCUCGACGGGAUGCUCCAUGAUGUAGACGGCAUGCCAAAUCAAUCUUCGUCCGUCAUCAGCGAGGUACCCGUAUCGUCGGACAUUGCGUACGUGUUCUUCACCUCUGGGAGCUCAGGCACGCCAAAGGGAGUGGUGGUGCCUCACAGCGCCAUUGCCCUGUCCCUCUCAGAUGUAAGCGAGAACAUGGGAUUGAACACGAACACGAGAAUGCUCCAAUUCGCAUCCUGUUCCUUCGAUACCAGCCUCAUGGAAAUAUUUGCCACCCUCAUCACCGGUGGCUGUGUUUGCAUUCCGACCCGGAAUCAACGCAUCGACGGCACUCUAGGCCACGCCGCAAACUCGCUUCAAGUCACUCACAUGAUUCUUACCCCAACGGUGGCCUCGCUUCUUCAGCCUGCACAGCUACCGUCAGUCCAAUGUUUGAUGCUCGUUGGAGAGCCGCCCUCGACCCAGGUCAUCGAAAAGUGGACCUCCCGAGACGUAUCACGCCGUGUUCAGAUCAUGAAUGGCUAUGGCCCGACGGAAGCAGCUGUACACUCGUCCACAAACUUUGACCUGAGCGAAAUUGGUCCCCGAAAUAUCGGCAAGGCAACCGCAUGCGCUAUGUUCUUAGUCCUUCCCGACGAUCCGAACCGACUAGCUCCAGUGGGCACCGUCGGAGAGCUAGUCAUCUGUGGCGAAACCGUUUCCGGCGGCUACCUCAACCAACCAGACCUGACAAGACACGUCUUUGGCGUUAAUCCCCCAUGGGCUCCUUGGCCCGGCCUCACGUCGCCAGUCCGCUACUAUCAAACAGGAGAUCUGGCGUGUUACUGCCAUGACGGGUCAAUGGUGUACUUGGGUCGGAAAGACCUCCAAGCUAAGAUCCAUGGCCAACGGCUUGACGUUUCUGAGAUUGAAUGGCAUAUCAGGAGGUGCGGUGGGGUUUCUGACUGCGUAGUGGAAGUCCUGCAAGAAUCCACCCUCGUGGCUUUCAUUCUCAUGUCCCAGGGCAGCACCGAGCCAUACGCGGGUCCGCUAGCCCCAAGCCAGAUUGACGCAUCUGCCGUGACUGAAUCUCAGAGCCGACUUCGAUCGGUUCUUCCAGACUACAUGAUUCCGUCCGUCUACGUCCCUUGCUCCAGCUGGCCGAUGACAACAUCGGGAAAGACUGAUCGCCGCCGACUUCGAGCUUCCGUAGAGUCUUCCAUUGACCAAUACAGAAUCCGGCAGAAGCUUCAAAGACGCCCAGCGCAGACUCAAUCCCAAAAGAAGCUGUUUGAUAGCAUUGAAGAAGUCAUGUCCAUCCCGCAGGAUCAAAUUAGCCUCGAUGACUCGGUCCUAUCGCUGGGCGGCGACUCAAUCAUUAUGAUACGCCUCUUGGCAGUUGCCCGCCAGCGCAAGUUAAACAUCGAUGCUACCAAAGCGUUCCGGUCUACAACUCUCGAGAAUCUCGCGGCAAGCGCGGAGGGUCCGCCAACUAAGGCUUCUCCAGUGGCUGUCAACGGUCACCAUGGCCCCCUUGCGCCAUUUUCUCUGCUUCCAGCAUCAAGCAAAGACCCUCACCAGCUAUCCCGCAUGGCCGCUGCAUGUAAUGUUCCUGUGGACCGCAUCAUUGACGCGUAUCCCUGUACUGCUAUUCAAGAGGACCUGAUGGUUGCCUCUGCCAAAACGCCGGGUGCCUUCCUCAACCAAGAAGUGUUCCGUCUACCAGCGCAGGUAUCCGUCUCCAAAGUGUCUCGUUCUAUUGACGCAUUAUGGAAACGACAUGACAUUCUCCGUGCCCGAAUAAUACUGGAUCAGGAUUAUCGAGCGUUACAAGUUGUCCUUCGGGAGGACGCAGCCCCGCAAGAAACUUCCACGGAUGAUUUGCAGCAGUUUUUGCUUCGAGACAGCCUUGUUCCUUUAGAGUACGGGACUAGGCUCUCUAGGUGUGCACUUCUCAGCGCCCAAGGCAACACGUAUCUGGUCCUGACGCAACACCACGCCGUAUUCGACGGUUGGUCCAUGAACAUACUCAAAGAUGAUCUCCGCGCGCUCUACUUCGAAGGCGACUCAAACUUCACGCUAACACAACCUUACGCGAGCUUUGUACGCCACUCAUUGCAGAUUUACAACUGCCCAGAUGCGCGGCAAUAUUGGCAGAACCAGCUAGCAGAUGCCCAAACCGCACCUCUUCCCCAGGCCCAGUCAAGCAUGGACUCCUCUACUAACCAGAAAUACGCCUUCACUACCGCCUCUGUGAACAAUACCGACUACUCUUUGGCAGUUCUUGCCGAGGCUGCAUGGGGCACACUACUCGGACGGUAUCUCGACUGCGAAGAUGUCUUGUUUGGCGUCAUCCGAUCUGGUCGGACCGUACCCAUCCCUGGCAUUGAUACACUAAUGGGCCCAACUAUAGCGAGCAUACCUCGUCGAUUACGCCCGACCAAAGAGCAGAGUGUGCAAGCAUAUCUCCAACAAGUUCAGCGCGAGAUUUUUGAGGCCACACAAUGGGAACAAUACGGCUUGUCUAAUAUCCGCAAGGUGAGCAAGAGUGCCAGCCAAGCAUGCAAGUUCCACUCUAUGCUCGUCGUUCAACCCCCAGCGGCCAAUGAGACAGCGGACAAUCCGGCCGCUCUCCUCACUUCCCAGGCUGAGCUAGCAAAGGGUUUCAUCAAUUCCGAUUGUCUCAUAGUCGAUGUUCAAGCUACAGCUAAGGACGAGAUUACCGUGUCUAUUAUUUACGACGACCGUGUCACUUCUAAAGACGACGCACACUGGAUGGCGUAUCACUUUUCUCAAACUUUGGCCCAGCUAAGUAGCAGCGGCGCUGUGAAGCUUGGGAAUUUGCGUAUCUCUGGCUCGGACAGGCUUAGCCAGGAACAAGAGUGGAACAGCACAGAUAUUGAGGCCUCACAUCGACUUGUAGACGAGAUCUUCACCACCAAUGUAUCUCAAUGGAGUGGUCUACCCGCUGUCCACGGUCCAGAUGCAAGUCUGACAUACGCACAACUGGAUGCAUUAUCCUCAGCUGGAGCACAGAUUCUCCGAUCUGAACUCGGAGUUCGCCGUGGUGAUCUGGUGCCUCUUUUGAUGACCAAGAGCUCGGUUAUGAUCGCUUCUAUGCUAGCGAUUCUAAAGGCGGGAGCCGCCUAUGUCCCCCUACCCACGGAUGCGCCCCGAGAACGACUCCACUUCCUCAUCAAGGAAACCGAAGCUCGGAUCGUGUUGUGCACAUUCGAUCAUUACGAACUAGCACAAUCGCUUGAGAUCGAGGCUGCUUUUUGGGACGUCGAGCAGCUUUACGAAUCGGCGCCCUCGACAUCUGGUGAAACUGAGAAUGCCUUGAUGGGAAGCUCACAUGGAGAUUCGCGGUCGCCCUCGGACCUUGCCUACAUUCUUUUCACCUCUGGAAGCACAGGAACCCCAAAGGGUGUCAUGAUUGAACACUCUGCUCUAGCCACAACUGCGCUGGUGAAUGGCAUCAAAAUGAAUUAUCAAGUCGGAACCCGCACCUUGUCAUUCGCCGCAUAUACCUUCGACAAUCUCCUUGGGUCCCCGAGCCUGGUGCCAUCACUCAAGACCCUCCGCUCGGGUGGAGAGCCUUUAUCAAAGUCGAUUUUGCGUGAAUGGAGCCCAAGCGUGUGCUUGAUCAACUCAUACGGUCCAACAGAGACCUGCGUUGAUGCAUGCCGAAACCCUGAUAUGAAGACCGACUGCGACCCGAACAACAUCGGAUUCGCCAUCGGAACGCAUCUUUGGGUCGUGGAGCGAGGAAACUACGAAUCUCUCGCACCUGUUGGUUGCCCUGGAGAGUUACUGAUCUCGGGACCUACUCUCGCGAGGGGAUACUUUAAGGACGAAGCCCGCACCCGAGCCUGCUUCAUCGACGGGAUCCAGUAUCAGUGGGUCAGGCCGGGCGAAGAACGAUUAUACGCCACCGGUGACAUUGUUACCAGAAACGCCGACGGGUCCAUAACGUACAUUGGAAGGCGUGACCUCCAAGUCAAGUUAAAUGGUUUCCGUAUUGAGCUGGGCGAGGUUGAAUACAACCUCGAACAAUGCCCAGCUGUGGUGUCAGCUGUGGUAGACAAGGUUGCCUCUCGAGAAGGCGGCUCCGAUCAACUCGUUGCCUUCCUUAGGAUCACUCAGCAGGCCCAGUCCGACAACGGUAGUCCACUCUUAUCUCCAUCCGGCGAUAUCUGCGACAUUAUCGAAGGCGUACAAGCUCGCAUCGAUGGUGUUCUUCCGCCGUACAUGGUUCCGCGAGUUUACCUUCCGUUGGCCAGGAUUCCUCUCACGCUCAGUAACAAAACCGACCGGAAAGCGUUGAAAACCCUUUGGGAAAAGUUGACACCGGAACAGAUCCUGCCAUAUCAGGCUGCGCCAGCAGUUCUACGACAGCCCGCAAGCGUUACCGAACGGAUUCUGCAGGGACUCUGGGCGCAGGUUCUCAAGAUCGACCCCAAACUUAUCGGAUUGGACACUCAAUUCACUCGCGUUGGUGGUGAUUCUCUUAAUGCCAUCGGUCUGGCGUCCUUGUGUCGUGAACUCGGGUUCAAAUUCGAGGUGGCGGAUAUCUUGCGCAUCCCUCAAUUGGAAGCCAUGGCUCGCCACGUCGAGGAGAACCGGCGCGUGGCCAAACUAGAGAAUCAAAAUGGCAAUAUCAAGACGGCCAUCACGAACGACGCGCCCCUAACCGAGAAGCUGCGACUCCAAGCCGCCGAAGCCUGCGGCCUGUCCCCUGACGACAUUGAGGAAGUUUACCCUUGUGCCCCGAUUCAAGAGUCAUUAAUGGCUUCGACCCUGAGGCAACCUGGGUCCUACAUCGACCACAGCAAAUUUACUAUCCCCCAAUCUGCUGAUAUUUCUCGAUUCCGGAAUGCCUGGCAGCUCGUCCACGAAGCCAAUCCUAUCAUGCGCACCCGGAUCUGCGCAGUCUCGACCCCCAAGGGCAUGCGCCUGAUGCAAGUGGUUACGAACUGUCCGAGCGAGUGGAUAGAUGAUGAUAGUGAACCGGACUCGGCUAUGCGGAUGGAGCUUGGUGCACCUCUUGUUCGAUACAGGCUCCGGCCCUCGGGUGAGAGAUUCGUCUUUGAAACGUGGAGACACCAUGCCGUAUUUGACGGCUUUUCCUCUGCGGCGCUCUGGGAUGACCUACAGCAUGCAUUCGAAACGGCGAUCCUCCCAAGAGCUCGACCGCCGUACAGGGCGUUUGUCGAUUUCAUACAGCGUAUUGAAAGCUCUGAAGCCAUCUCCUUCUGGGAAGACCAAUUAAACGGACAUCAACCCGAGCCUUUCCCCGUACUUCCCUCACCAGACUACGUUCCCCAGGCCAGCUCCAAGACCAGCCAAACAUUGAGCGGUUCUCUCAUAUGGGACUCGACGAGUCCCUUCACCUUCUCAACCAUUGUUCGCGCGGCUUGGGCCGUGAUUCUUGCCAUGAGAAGUCGCUCGUCCGGGAUUGAAAAGGACGUCUGUUUCGCGACAACGUUAUCUGGCCGCACUGCUCCCCUGGCUGGGAUUGACGCCAUUAUUGGCCCGACGAUCGCUACCGUGCCCGUGCGGAUACAGUUCGACGUUGAUGCCGACGUGACUAGCCUUCUCCAAAAAGUCCAAGAUCAAGCGCUCGAUAUGCUCCCAUUUGAGCACCUCGGCCUGGGCCGAAUUCGAGAGAUCAACCAAUCCGCCCGUGACGCUUGCGCAUCUGCAAACCUUCUCGUUAUCCAACCGGACCAGAUCGGAAGCGACUCCCUACCUCUGGGCUUACAGCGCCUAACGGAUUCUGAGAUCCAGGAUGACUUUAAAGAGCCCUUUGGUCUCGUUGUCGAGUGCGUGCAGAACAAGGCGAAAGACGAGAUUUCUGUCUCGGCGGCCUACGACGAGGUACUUUUAUCGAAGCUCGAGGUCACCCACAUCCUUGAACAUUUCCAACAAAUGAUAAGCGCCCUUCAUCAGUACGCAGGCGGGCAGGGAUCUGUUCAAUCGGUAUUGUGGCAGCUUGCCUUAGGAGCAGACCUCCAACGCGUCGUCGAAUGGAAUUCUCGAGACCAAGGUGCUCCCAUGCAGCUUCAUGAUUUAGUGGAGAGGGCCGCGGAGAAGUAUCCGGAUCAGCUUGCUAUCGACUGCCAUGAUGGCCAAAUGUCCUACACGAAGUUGGUUGAAGCUGCAGACCGCCUGGCCUGUAUCUUGCAACGUGAUUACGGUGUCAGGCCAGGGGAUUUCGUGCCCAUCUGUACCGAAAAAUCCCAAUUAAUGAUCAUCGGCAUCUUGGGGAUUAUGAAGGCCGGCGCGGGCUACGUCCCGCUUGACACAAAUCACCCUGACGCUCGUAUGCAAUGGAUUAUCAACGAAGUUAAUGCACGUGUCGUCGUCGCAUCGCCUUUACAGGAAGACCGGAGGCAGUUCCCAGUUCAGAAGCUUGUGCUAACCACGGAGAGGCUCUCACUGGCAACCAACACUUAUCGCGAACAACUACGAAAGUCAUCCCCCAACGACGUUGCCUACGUUAUAUUUACCUCGGGGACAUCUGGAACUCCCAAGGGCGUGGUGAUGCAACACAAAGCCGCCAGCUGGUCCAUCCUAGAACACGCGAGGCGCUACAGACAUGACAAUACACGGCACUCCCUUCAGUUCAGCUCCUAUGUCUUCGACGCAAGCGUGGUCGACAUUUUCGCUGUCCUCGCCUCCGGCGGCUGUGUGCAUGUCCCAUCUGAGACGCUGGGAGUGGGCGAUCUUGAAGACUACAUCCGGGAAAAUGGGAUCAACUUCGCAGACUUGACGCCUACCGUGGCCAAUUUGCUAGAUCCGGCCCAAGUGCCGAGCUUGACCACACUCGCGAUUGGUGGCGAAAUGGCCAACCGUGAGUUGCUACGCAAAUGGGGAGGCAAGGACUCGCCUGUGAAAUACAUGGUUAAUGCCUACGGGCCGACCGAGGCUGGUAUUGCAUGCGCCAUGGGCGAGCUUACCCAAGCAUCUGCCGUCGGUGAUGUGGGAACACCAUUAGCCGCUGGACUAUGGAUCGUCGACGCCCGUGAUCACAAUCGCCUUGUCCCCAUCGGAUGUGUCGGGGAACUGAUAGUAACCGGAGAGACACUUGCGCAAGGAUAUCUCAACAGGGCAGAAGAAACUCGCCGUGCAUUCCUAACAGAUGUACCCUGGCUGGCCAAUACGGGUGAACGACGUCUGUAUAAGACAGGAGAUCUCGCCAGGUUCAACAUCAAUGGACACGUAGAACUCGUGGGAAGGAGGGAGGACACGCAAGUCAAAUUCCGGGGGCUCAGAAUUGAGCUCGGAGAAAUCGAGACGGCGAUAGAGGCUCUACCGCAAUGGGCGAGCCGUUUGAAGCGCGUUGCCGUGGCCAUGAUCCAGCGGGAUGAGAUCCCAAUUCUCGCCUCCUUUAUUCAAUUCUCGGCCAACGAUACCUACCAUACUCCUCGAAAGGAAGGAUCCAUCUUUUGUCAACCCUCAGAUGGCUUCAAGGCCUUUGUUGCAGACGUCAAGAAGUGCAUUGACAAGCAACUCCCUUCUUACAUGGUGCCACAACUUUGGCUUCCCGUUUCUGACUGGCCCAUUUCAGCGUCUAGCAAGACAAACCGCAAACUGCUUACCCUAUCUGCCGAAAAUCUGGACCGCAGCCAAGUAGACGAGUAUCAACGAGUCGUGGCUAUCAAUAGUACGGCCAACGGUAGAAUCAACGGCACCAACGGCAAGGCACCGUCAGCAGCAGCAGCAGAUCAGGUAAUGGGAAACGCGGAGGGAGGUGUCAAAGAGGCUAUCAUCCAAGUUCUUCACAAAGAUCCGGAUUGCAAGAUCGAACCUGAAACCGACUUUUUCCAACUUGGAGGAGACUCGCUUACAGCGAUCAUGCUAGUCAUUGCACUUCGCAAACGAGGAAUCCACGUUUCUGCUCACGACAUCUUCGCAGAAAGAUCAGUGCGUGGGAUUGCCGGACGAUGCUGUUUGUUAGGAACAACCGACUCGACGGCAACAAAUGGAAAUGGGCUCACACGGAGUCUGGUCUCAGAACCCGUCGAAUCUGAUGGGGACUCUGGUACCGCAAACUCAGACUUCAAGCAGCUCGUCAAUUGGGUAGAAAGAGCAAAGUUUGAAGACGCUUACCCAGCUUCAGACACUCAGACGACGUUCCUUAUCGAGGGUCUAAAGUGGCCUCGUUCCUACUACGGAUGGUUCUUCUUUGAGCUGAGCGAUUGCGUCGGUAUUGACGAGGUACGAGAAGCUUGCUGUGCUCUUGUCGCUCGUCAUUCCAUCCUGAGAACGAGCUUCCAUCUCAAGGGUGGCAAAUGUUUCCAGGUUGUUCACGCACCAAGCCCAUCGAUCGAUUCCAAAGUCCUCGUUUGCCGUAAUGUACCGAGCGAGCAGUGCGACAUUAUCGAUCGGGAGGUUCUUCACCCCGUCAAGUUCGGCGAGAUCCUGACCCGUUUCCGGCUCUUCAUCGACCCAGUUAGUGGUGCACGAACACUAAUGCUCGGUCUCUCCCAUGCUCAAUAUGAUGGAUUCUGUCUGGCAACAAUAUUCAACGAUCUCCGGUUAGCUUACCUAGGCAUCCUCAACCAGGCCACAAAGCCACCCGGCCUUCGUCCUUUCAUCGAGUACUCUCUCAAGAUUUCGGAAGAGGAGACCGACAACUUUUGGCGAAAGACGAUUGAGUGUUCGCCAAUGAACACAAUUUGCGACCGAGUGCCCACGACACGACAACCAGUGAUGAGCGAGAGCAUCAUGCGGACGAUCCCAUUCAAGUACAAGGAUCGCGAACUGUCUAAUUACAACUACGGUGCACUCGUGAAAUCCGCGUGGGCUCUGACAUUGAACUUCCUCACCCACUCUCACCUGCCAGACUGUUCCUACGUAACGUUCUGGAACCUCGUCUCGGGACGCUUCGCACCCUUUGGCGGCGCCCAAGACGUAGUUGGACCCUGUAUCAAUUUUAUACCCACCCGAAUUCCAAUUAUUCCCGAUAAGGUCGUCUCUGAUCUUGUGGAGGACAUGCAGAGUCAGAUGAUAGAUUGCAUGCCGUACGAAGCUACUCCAACCAGCCGUAUUAUCAAGCAGUCAGUGUGGUCCAAUUCCUUGGCCAAUUUCGGUACAAUCUUCCAGUACCAGAAUAUCCCGGAUCCGAAGCCUCCCUCAGAUGAUUCCCACUUGCCCUGGUCUGUUAAGGGAGGCGCCGUGUAUGGCGGUGGCCUACUGCAGUCUGGGGCUUGCUGGAUGAUGGCAUGGCCGAACAAAGAGGGAUUCUCGUCGUUCCGUUUCACUUACAGCCCUGAAACCCUGUCUCCAGCUGGAGCCGAGGCCGUCAUGACGAUCUACUUGGAUUUCCUCCGAGAUAUGAAUGAUGACCCUUCCGGUUAUAUUAGGGCCCUUGAGCCCAGCCUUAAGCGCCUCAAGCUCGUCGACCCGCCAAGCACUUCCGAAAUCCCCUCUCCAGCUAGAGUUGAAACUCCCCCGGCAUUGCAAUCUCUCGAAUCGCAAGUCAAAGCCUUCUGGAAGCAAUUGCUCAACCCACCGCGUGACAUUCACUCUAAUGACUCGUUCUUCAACAUGGGAGGGGAUUCCAUCAAGGCCGCAGAGCUGGGAAUGCUGUGCGAGAAGGCAGGGUUGCAACUCACUUUGCAAGAUAUUCUCGACUUCCCAACCCUCGGUAUGCAGACACUGGCGAUAGCAGGCCAAGUUUCUCGUCCUGAGAGAACUGUACCCAAACUCCAGUUCCGCGCGGCGCAUGAACUCAGCUAG